GGACAUGACGGUGUUGACAACAGUCGCCGGGCUGUUUGUUGCCACUGCGGAGCCUUUUGUUCGGUUUGAUGCCCACUUUUCCUAAUUCCUGCAAAUAAGAACGGCAAACAGCAUUUCAGUACCGUUAAAGAUAUCAGUAGUACUCAAAACGUUUAAACGAAUCUCGUUUCCCAAUGUCGAGGAAACACACAGCUCCAGAGGGUACAGCAAUGGCGACAGCCUCCAUAAGCCAUUAAAGCCGCCCCGAUGUCAAAUUACCACCUAAAUUUGGGUACAUGUGAAAGGGGCAUGCAUUUGUAAAAGCAUAAGUUUAUUCGGUCCAAAGAAGCCUCAUGGAACCUGUGGAACAGAGUAAUGAUGUGGCGCUGGACAUUAUCAUUACGAACGUGGUUUCUGUCUUUAGAACCAGGUGCCAUCUGAACCUCCGCACCAUUGGCCUGGAGGGGAAUAACGUUAUCUAUAAGCCAGAAGUUGGAAAAGUUCUGAUGAAGCUACGGAAACCUCGCAUCACUGCCUCCAUAUGGUCAUCAGGGAAAAUCAUUUGCACUGGAGCAACAAGUGAGGAUGAAGCUAAACUCGGAGCCAGAAGGUUAGCCCGCUGCCUCCAGAAGAUAGGUUUCAAGGUGAGGUUUUCAGACUUCAAGGUUGUAAAUGUCCUGGCAGUCUGCUCUCUGCCUUUUCAGAUCCGUCUCAUUGAGUUCACUAAGAACAACCGUCCCAUUGCCAGUUAUGAGCCUGAGAUUCACCCUGCUGCAUCAUACAGAAUCAAAAACCUCAGGGCCACAGUGCAAGUGUUCUCUACAGGCAGUAUAACAGUAACAGGACCAAAUGUUCAGAAUGUUGCCAUGGCUGUGGAACAGAUAUAUCCUCUACUGCUUGAGUGUCAGAAAACACUGGUGUAAAAUACACAAACACACACACACAUGCACCGUCUGAAAUGAAGAAGCACCUUAUGAGUGAAUGUGUUUGUGUUCCAAGACUUUAAACUGUUGUACUGUACUGCACAGCUCUUGUCAGUUCAAGUCUGAGCAGGCCUGGGUUGGUUGCCCUUUGAGCUCUGACCUCUCACAGAACAUUGGACACUUUUGUAAAGUUCAGUAAAAGGCCUCGUCAUCCUGUAGUUCCUAAGUAUUUUAGUGCAUGGUCACCAAAGUGGAUCUGUCAAUGAAAAACAGUGACUAUAUUUUAUACAGAGAUGGAAGCAAGUUUUACUGGAGUGAUGCCUGGUGAUAGACGAGGUUGGAGGAUAGAGGUUGAAGGGCAAACACCUUAGAGACAUUAAACAGGAUAUGAUGUACUAUGAUGUAAUUUACCUACUGCAUUCUGUUGAACUAGAUUGUGAGACCGUCUGCGGUAUACAUGUUUAUGUAAAUGUUCUCAUUUUGUAUUUUAUAAUAAAGAACAAAUAAAAUAA
Molecule: messenger RNA, 1414 nt
Organism: Colossoma macropomum (tambaqui)
Lineage: Eukaryota; Metazoa; Chordata; Actinopteri; Characiformes; Serrasalmidae
Gene: tbpl1
Product: TBP-like 1
Exons: 8
Coding region: 333-902 (189 amino acids)
Biological process (GO): DNA-templated transcription initiation
Molecular function (GO): DNA binding; general transcription initiation factor activity
Source: RefSeq, a predicted model, not a curated record